AUGACUGACCAAGAACAUAAACAAAAAAAUUACCUUGAUACUGGUUUACAUAAAAUUCAUAAAGUUCUUUUAUUUUGUCAAAAUCAAUAUGACUGUCGAAAUCAAAUAAUUAGUCAUUAUUAUCUUUGGAAUGAUGAUAAUGAUAUUUGUCAUCUAUUGGAAAUUAUUGAAGAAAUGAUUAGUAUUAAUUUUAAAAUUAUUGAAGAUGAUGUAGUAGAAGUUUUUUGUAAAUCAAAUACUAAAAAAAAUCGGAAAUCAGGUUUAGCUGAACUUGAAGAGUUGGCUAGUUAUAUGCUUACAGAUUUAGUAAUACGUAAUUAUAUACAACAAAAGACUUCACUUUAUUAUUCUUUACCAAAUGCUCAAACCUUAUCAGCAAAUACAUUUAUAAUGGAACUUGUUGCUAAAGUAAAA
Funneliformis geosporum is the source of this 414-nucleotide messenger RNA. NCBI's taxonomy places the organism in Eukaryota, Fungi, Glomeromycota, Glomeromycetes, Glomerales, Glomeraceae. The record is from the annotation of a GenBank genome assembly.